CUUCGACCAGAGUCAGUGGCAUCGUCAUGACUCCGUGGUGUUGUGUUUGGAGUCAUUCUUCACUGACGACCGACGGCAUUUACAUGUGUUCGCUAAUAUUUCGUAACUUUAUUUUAUUUCUUAUACUCGUCCGAAUGGUGCGGUAGUCCAAAAACAUGGAGCUAGAAGACACGAAUAUUACGAACUUUAAAACGAACGUAACGUUAGAUCAAGUGAUGGAUUUUUUUAACUUAAACCUUUCUAAUGUGAACCAAAGUGAAGUGUCACAAAUACAUUUGUUCGAUCUAUAUGAAGCGUACAAAACUAUUGAGAAGGAACAGCUAAUGGUGUACAAGUCUGUGGCUUACAUUAUCGGGACCCUCAUCAUUUUAAGCAACUUAACAGUUGUUAUAUCCAGCGGAUUGAUACUACGAAAAGGUCAACAACCAAAGAGCACCUAUCUCCUACUGGGAAAUGUUUCCCUCGCCGACACCAUCGUCGGGUUCUCUCUAAUUUUCGGAGUCACAGUGGACAACUCUGUGAGUUCCAACCCCUUGUGUAUCUUUCAAAUAGGUAUGUUAGUAUGUCCGGCAAUGGUCUCCAUCUUCAGUGUUGGUCUCAUCGCUGUAGACCGGUACAUCUAUAUCCUUCACGGUCUAUAUUAUCAACGAUGGUUCAACACCACUCGAGUCAGAAUCGGAAUACUUUGCAUUUGGAUGAUCGGUAUAACUCUUGGAUUCAUGCCAGCAACUGGAUGGACUAACACAGAGUUGAUCGUCACUCGUUGUUACUACGUCUCUCUCUUCCCCGGCACUCUUAUACUUAUCAAUUCCUUCCUAAGCAUUGUACCAAUCAUGGUAGUCAUCGUGCUAUACACCAUUAUUCUAAUUAAAGCCUUAAAAACAGUCAAUGUUCUAAACAAAAGUGCCAAAAAUAGUAAAGCGUACAGAGAAAAUAUGAAUUUUAGAAUCUCUCGUGGUAAAGCCAACAAUAUUCCGAUUUCCCAACCGAUUGAAGUGAUCGAAAAUAAAUCAACACCUAAACUUACCAAGAGUGCAUCCUAUAAUAAUAAUGUGUAUGGAAGUGGAGAUGGAAUUAUUACAAAACCGACCUUAACGACUAAAUCUCAAAGUAACCAUGAACUCGGUCGUACCCAAACGAUGUCGGCAAAUAACUUUGAAAAUAUUGGCAAUCGAAGUAAAUCUCAGAGUGAGUCAAUGUUUAGCAUUUGUACAAUUCAAUCUCAGGGGUCCAAUCUUGAUGUCUCAAUGCCAAAUCUUAAACCUUCAAGGUUUCAAAAUCAAGUGAGAAAAAUUUGUAACGUAAAUGCUCUUUCGCGAAAGCCAAAAGAGCCAAACAAAUGGAGAGCCAUUACUAUAGUAAUGUUAACUUCUGGAAGUUUCGUAAUCACCUGGAUGCCAUUUUUCAUUUGUGUGACAGUGUUUGUCUUUUGUGAAGACAAGUUGACAAAUCCUAGAUGUAUGUAUAUUAGGACCCUACUUGGAGGUCCUCUAGCGACUCUUGCCUUCUUAAAUAGUAUAUUGAACCCCUUAAUUUACGCGUGGUGGCACAAAGGUUUUCAAGAGUCCGUUAAAAACUAUUAUAGAGUAUUUGUAUUAAAUUGUAUUUGUAAGAUCAGUAGAUAGUGCUAUUUAGUAAUAGUUGUUAGGAUUCUCAAUUAUUAUUUAUUCAAAGUUAAAAAUAAAUUUAUCCAUGACAAUAUCACAGAGCUCUCUAAUUGUGUUGUUGAUAAUUUUGUGGAAUGGAG
Spodoptera exigua (beet armyworm) is the source of this 1747-nucleotide messenger RNA. The record is from the annotation of a GenBank genome assembly. Lineage: Eukaryota; Metazoa; Arthropoda; Insecta; Lepidoptera; Noctuidae.